Molecule: messenger RNA, 2460 nt
Organism: Eremomyces bilateralis CBS 781.70
Lineage: Eukaryota; Fungi; Ascomycota; Dothideomycetes; Eremomycetales; Eremomycetaceae
Product: E3 ubiquitin-protein ligase hula
Exons: 9
Coding region: 1-2460 (819 amino acids)
Biological process (GO): ubiquitin-dependent protein catabolic process
Molecular function (GO): ubiquitin protein ligase activity; protein binding
Source: RefSeq, a predicted model, not a curated record
AUGGCGGCUCAGCAAGCCAACCUACGUUUAACGAUCGUCGCAGCAGAUAGUCUUUACAAGCGAGAUGUGUUCCGAUUCCCCGAUCCUUUCGCUGUGGCGACGAUCAACGGCGAGCAGACCAAAACAACGACGGUCAUCAAGAAGACGCUGAAUCCAUAUUGGAAUGAGAGCUUUGAUCUUUCCGUCACCGAAGAUAGCGUCCUUGCAGUCCAGAUAUUUGACCAGAAGAAGUUCAAGAAGAAGGAUCAGGGUUUCCUUGGUGUGGUGAAUGUUCGCAUAGGAAAUGUCAUCGACCUCGACGCCGGUGGAGACGAAAUGCUUACUCGCGACCUCAAGAAGUCAAAUGACAAUUUGGUCGUUCACGGAAAGCUCAUUCUUAACAUGUCCACGAACCUUAGCCAGCCUAUAAAUCCCAACCAAAACGCCUCCAGACCCUCCCUCCAAGGGAACCUUUCGGCCAGCUCGUCCGUGAACGGCGUCAACGGCCAACCUCCACCGACCCCGAUUGCCGCCCCGCCAUCACAAUCCUUGCAUCCCGACGUGUAUCCUGGCAGCAGACCAGCUCCCGCGAGUCCAGCACCGACCCGACCAAGCCCUCAGCUACCAGUCCCGCCCACUGCGCCGCCCCAGAUCCAGCAUAGUAUGGCUCCUGCUCCCACCGCGAGUAUGGCCGCAACCCGGCACUCGGGCUAUAGUGCAUUCGAAGAUGCGCAAGGGCGAUUACCGGCCGGCUGGGAACGCCGUGAGGACAACCUUGGGAGAACCUACUAUGUCGACCACAACACUCGACAGACCACUUGGGUCCGCCCUCAGGCGGGUGUCAGCGAACGCGACCAGCGCAAUGCAUUUGAAGCUCAAACACAGGCCGAACGGACUCGGCAUCAAAAUCGAAUGCUCCCUGAAGAUCGCACCGGAGCCAAUUCUCCGGCGUUGUCCGAAGGAAAUUCUCCACAAGCGUCGAAUGCUAACGCCGUGUCGAUGAUGGCUACGGGUGCUACAACAGCUGGGUCAGGGGAAUUGCCUGCAGCCUGGGAGCAGCGUCACACCCCAGAGGGCCGGGCAUAUUUCGUCGACCACAACACACGAACCACGACGUGGGUCGAUCCCCGUCGGCAACAGUACAUUCGCAUGUACGGCGGCAGUAGCGCGAACAACAGUACCAUCCAACAGCAACCCGUUUCGCAGCUCGGUCCGCUUCCGAGCGGAUGGGAGAUGCGCCUCACCAACACCGCCCGCGUCUACUUCGUCGAUCACAAUACCAAGACCACCACGUGGGAUGACCCGAGAUUGCCGUCGUCCCUCGACCAGAAUGUGCCGCAGUACAAGCGCGACUUCAGGAGAAAGUUGAUCUAUUUCCGAUCGCAACCCGCCCUUCGAAUUCUGUCGGGUCAGUGCCAUGUCAAAAUCCGGCGAACUCAUAUCUUCGAGGAUUCGUAUCAUGAAAUCAUGCGCCAGACCCCAGCAGAUUUGAAGAAGAGGCUAAUGAUCAAGUUCGAUGGCGAAGAUGGCCUGGACUACGGUGGUUUGUCAAGAGAAUUCUUCUUCCUCCUGUCCCAUGAGAUGUUCAACCCCUUUUAUUGCUUGUUUGAGUAUUCCGCCCACGACAACUAUACCCUUCAAAUCAACCCGCACUCGGGCAUUAACCCUGAGCAUUUGAAUUAUUUCAAAUUCAUCGGCCGCGUCGUUGGCUUAGCGAUCUUCCACCGACGAUUUUUGGACGCGUUUUUCAUCGGCGCUUUCUAUAAGAUGAUUCUUCGAAAGAAGGUGUCUCUGCCGGACAUGGAGGGCGUCGACGCAGAUAUUCAUCGAACGCUGACAUGGAUGCUGGAGAAUGACAUCACGGAUGCUAUCGAUGAGACUUUCACCACCAUCGAUGACAAAUUCGGCGAGCAGAUCACCGUGGAGCUGAAGCCGGGUGGUGACGACGUUGAAGUGACCAAUGACAAUAAGAAGGAAUACGUCGAGCUCAUCACCGAAUGGCGAAUUCAGAAACGUGUUCAGGAACAGUUCCAGGCUUUUCUGACCGGAUUUAAUGAGCUCAUUCCCUCGGAUCUAGUCAAUGUGUUCGACGAACGAGAAUUGGAGCUUCUCAUCGGUGGUAUCGCUGACAUUGACGUCGAUGACUGGAAGAAACACACCGAUUACCGAGGCUACACGGAGAACGAUGAGGUGAUCGUCAGCUUCUGGAAGUGCAUUCGCUCGUGGGAUGCGGAACAAAAAUCCCGUCUCCUUCAAUUCGCUACCGGGACGUCACGUAUCCCCGUGAACGGUUUUAAGGACCUCCAAGGCUCCGACGGCCCGCGCCGUUUCACUAUCGAAAAGGCCGGGGAGCCGGGCCAGCUACCCAAGAGCCACACGUGCUUCAACCGGCUGGAUCUGCCGCCGUACAAGACGGGCGAGGCACUGAAUCAAAAACUCACCAUCGCCGUGGAGGAAACGGUGGGGUUCGGACAGGAGUGA